Poecilia latipinna (sailfin molly) is the source of this 1388-nucleotide messenger RNA. RefSeq lists its product as uncharacterized. Bases 1 to 894 code for a protein of 297 amino acids. The record is from RefSeq and is a predicted model, not a curated record. NCBI's taxonomy places the organism in Eukaryota, Metazoa, Chordata, Actinopteri, Cyprinodontiformes, Poeciliidae. The transcript is spliced from 9 exons.
AUGCCAAAAAUCACAGGUAACUUUGACUAUAGAAACCGUUCUGACAUCAACGACCGAGGUUCACCACCCCUGACCACCAUCAUCCCUCUAAUCAGAGUUCCUUCGAACUGUCAGAGGAACAUCAACCUGUUGGUCACAGAUGCAGAUGGAGACGACGUCAGAUGCAGAUAUGCAGCUGAUCCAGAGUGUAACACCUGCACUCCUCCAUCUGUCCUCAACGUUUCAUCAUCUUGUUCUCUGUCAUUCAGUCCCACUAACAGCAGUGAUGAAGGUCCGUAUGCGGUUCAGAUGGUGGUGGAGGAUUUUCCCACACAGAACAUCACUCUGACUGAUAUCUUUGAUUCACAAGUGGUGAAAACUCCCAGCGACGCCAUGAGCAGCAUCCCUGUCCAGUUUGUUUUCAGAGUGGAUCCUGCAGCUCCGUCCUGCACAGCAGGUGAAUAUCUGCCCAGGUUUCUGCCUCCAACUCCUGAGAACGGAGAUCAGUUCUACAUCGAUUUUAACGAGACUCUGGAAAUCAGCGUCAGAGCAGAAGCGACCCAGGCUGAGACCACUGAGCUCCUGUUCAGCGGACCGCCAGGUGUAACCAAGAGUUCAUCAGGAUCAGGAAACUUCACCCUGACAUGGACACCAAUUGACAGUGACAGAGGACUGAACAAAACUCUCUGCUUUGUUGUCCAAGCAAACUCCUCUGGCUCUGUGUACCAGUCUGACCUUCGAUGCGUCUUUGUGACGGCUGGAGAAAGUCCAACAACUGUUUCCCCUCCGUCUACGACUACAACCAACCAACCCACCACUACAACUGAACCUCCUACAACCUUCAUCAGACCCAGGACCAUAUUAUGUUUUGGCUCUGAAUGCAAAGCUCUCCACCUCACUAUCACUGGAGUCUGACUCUGCAACCAUCAUGAACCUGAUCAAAGAGGAGCUGAGAAGACAAGGACUGCCUUCUGACAUAAUAGUAAAGCUGCUGAGCAGUGGCGCAGUGAGAGCUACAACUCCUGCCCCCUAGUGGCUAAAAAUGAGAACAAGUCUGAUCCUCCCAGGGAAAUGUGUUUUCUAUAGCCACUCAUCUUUCUUUCUUCAUCUAUCAUGGAGUAAAACUUAUUUUAAUUAAUGCAAAUGAAAAGUUAAUAUUGUUGUCUUGAAUGUGAACAAAUACUGUAAAGUCAAAAUGUUCUUAAGCAUAUAAUUUCUAAUUGUUUGUCAAUAAAAGCAAACAGAAUAAAUCAGAAUAAUAAACAGAAUGAAAUGAUAUGGUACAACUGUUUCUUGGACAAAUAACAUCAAGUCUUUUAAAACAGACAUGAAUGAUCUUUCACAUUGUUUAUGUCUCUGAAUCCCAGACUCCUUUCAUGAUGGUAAAAUAAAGUUUUUCUGCUUUCCUU